This is a messenger RNA of Vanessa atalanta (red admiral), 4373 nucleotides long. RefSeq names its product CREB-regulated transcription coactivator 2 (gene Crtc). The transcript is spliced from 12 exons. The record is from RefSeq and is a predicted model, not a curated record. Gene Ontology annotation, molecular function: cAMP response element binding protein binding. Gene Ontology annotation, biological process: positive regulation of transcription by RNA polymerase II; protein homotetramerization. The coding region runs from base 72 to 1577 and encodes 501 amino acids. Gene Ontology annotation, cellular component: cytoplasm; nucleus. Lineage: Eukaryota; Metazoa; Arthropoda; Insecta; Lepidoptera; Nymphalidae.
GGCGCGCUUUGGUUCUAUGAGCGCAGAAAAUUGUGAUGUAAAAAGAGAAGAAUAAAUGUUUGUUGACCAUCAUGGCGAAUCCUAGAAAAUUUAGUGAAAAAAUCGCCCUUCACAAUCAAAAGCAAGCUGAGGAAACGGCUGCUUUUGAAAAAAUAAUGCGUGAAGUUUCCGACGCAACCAAUAAGCCCGAGGAAGCACCACUAGUGACGCAGUAUGGUCUCGGUGGUAGGAGUGGGGGGACGUCACCGUCACCACGGUCGCCGGGACAGAGAGGGCGGGCGUCAUCAUCGGUUGGUCCGAUGCGACGACCCGCUGAUCGCAAGCAUGACACCAGCCCAUAUGGAAGCACGGUAUAUCUCAGUCCACCACCGGACAGCAAUUGGCGACGGACGAACUCUGAUUCAGCGUUACACCAGUCCUGCGGUGAGCAGCAAGUGACGACGCAGCCGCUCUCACCGCACCACCCACUGCAUUCCCACGGACACCCACACUUACACCCUCACCAGAAUCAUCGGCGAGCUAGCAACAUUCCUCUCGACGUGCUAGCGACGCUGGGAAUGAAUCCGACGAACCGUCCGCGAUCGUCGUGUGAAAUACCGCGAAUACCUAACAAUAACAACGUGUACGAGAGCGGCGGGGGCGGCGGCGGCGCGGGCGGCGCGGGCGGCCUGCAGUGCGAGCUGCAGGUGCCGGGCGGCUCGCUGCCCGACCUCACCUCCGUGCACUUCCCGCCGCCGCACUACCUGCCGCACCGGACCUCGCCCGAGUACCAGCCCCGAUAUAGCCCGACGGGCAGCGUGUCGCCGGCGACGGGCGGCCUGUCGCCCGCGUCCGGCUCGCCCGUCGGCGCCACCGUGCCGCUCGCCGCCGUGCACGACCAGCCGCUCUACGACGCGCAGAAUCACUUAUCUGUACCAAACACAAAUAAUUAUCUUCAUCAUAAUAAGAACAUGUCACCGCUCGACCACAGUUGGAUAACGUCGAGCUACCAGUCCCACUGCAGUCCGCCUUCACAAUAUUCAUCGACAUCAAAUAUAAAUGUACCUUCACCCACAAUGGUGCACAGUCCAGGCAGUCCCGUGGAGUCCCCGCAGACAGACUACAAUAACCUUCACCAAGUAUUAUUACAACCGUUCGAGCAAAUUACAAUGCUGGACCCCCCCACGUCGAGCUACAACACGACGUACAUAAACCACAGUUCGCCGCAUUCGUCACAAACAACGAAUUCGUCACACACAUAUUCUCAGUCGCCGCACGGGCUGAGCGGGCACGGCGGGCACGCGCCCGAGCCGCGGCGCGCGCGCGACCCGGUGGCGGGCGGCGGCGCGUACGCGGCGCUGCAGCCGCUCGCCUCGCCCUCGCAGCCGCCCACGCCCGCCACGCCCACCUCCAUCCCCGACAUCAUACUCACAGAUUACUCGGGCGAGCUGGACCCCGGCAUAUUCGGCGGGGAGGAGGCGCAGCUGCGCGCCGGCCUGGACCUGGACGACCUGACGCUGCUGGAGGAGCCCAGCGCGCUGCUGCCGGACUCGUCCGUGGAGCACGAGUUCCGCCUGGACCGGCUGGACGGCUUGUAGUACCGUGUCGGCGCCCCGCUAUCUAUUGGCAAUGAUUAGAUUCCCUGGCGGCACUCGCGGGCCUCACCUAUGACAGAUCAAAAUAUAAAUAUGUAAAAUCGAUUGUCUCAUAAUUUUUUGAUAUAUUAAUAUUAAUUAUAAUUAAUAGAAAGUUAAAACAUAGAAAACGCUCGAAUGUAAUAACGACUACAGAAAUGGUUAAUUUUCCUUCUGAUUACAACUUUUGGUGCAAUAUUUUGUGAAUUUUGUGAAUAUUUUUUACAAUUUCGUAGACAUUUCAAUGAAAUAAUUGUUGAUUAAUCUUUAAAGCAAUGCGAAAUGAAAUGCCUGUCCCACGUGGGGUCCGCGAGCAGCCCGAGGAAGUUACUCUCCACCAAUACUUCAUGACAAUUUCUAUCGUUUCAAGUCUGAGUUAGUGAAUAUGACGCGACGUCGAACAUUCCCGCUGGCCGGCCGCCGGCCGCGACUGUGACUCUUGUGAAUGCGAGUGACUUGUGGUUUUAAAUGUUUUACUCAUGUUUUUAAUUCGGAGGGUAGGUAUGAUGUAGAUUUAGAUUUUCUAAAUGGUGAUCGAUCCUUUUAUCGACGAUUCGUGUACAGAAUUAAUCGAUUAUUUUCUAUUAAGUAUUGUGAAUAUGUACUCGAAUAUCAUUAGAGGAUUUAUUUCGGAUUCGAUUCAGACGUUUCGCGAUCGUUCGACGUGAGAGCGCGACGGUCCGUUUGUAAAUAGAACUUCAAAGUGUUCACUUCAUAGAGUUGCAUUUAAAGCGCUAAUGUUGCAUGCUAUUUAAAAGCGUUUGAAUCGUUUAAACAGUCGUUGACGCGAUUAUUAUUAUUUUUCUAAAAUUAACAAUGUAUAAAUUAUCUUGACAUUUUUAUAUUACCUAUCGUCUUUCAGCGAUUGCUCAAGCGUUGACUGAACCUUAAUCCGAAUAAUUCUUACUAGAUAAUUACGAUUUACCACAAUUUUAAAAUAAUGAUUUAUUUAGGCACAGGCUUAUGGAUGUUAUGGGGCACGUAAUGUGCUCGGUUUCCCGUUUUGUAUGUACUUGGAUGAUGUGUCGUUUAAGAUUUGUAAAUAAGAAUUGUUAAUAAAAUUUUUUAAUAAGCUUUUGUCGCAAACAUAUCUAUCUGUGUACGUACGCGUGGUUGCGAGAAUAAGGAUUCAUAUUAUGAAGGUCAAUUUUUUCGAUGUCUAGUUGAGGGAAUCCUGUUCGUUGUAUUCGACCAUGUAUACAAAAAUUUGUUUAAGACAGGUACACUGAUUUGACACGACGCUACAUUAUUGCUGUACUAAUAUGUAGAAAAUUUACCGUUUAUAUAUCAAACUGGAUUAUUUGAAAGUGUAGUCUUUUGUUUUGUUUUUUUUUUUUUGAAAUAUUUAUUAUAGGAAUUAGUUAUUACUAGUUGAUACUGUUCUGUAAAUUAUCGAGCGUCGUGUGAGCUCAGUCCGUCCUUCUCUAUUCUCUAUAGAUAUCGACGAAUAUAUGCAUUUUCAAGGUAGUAGGACUACAUCUGAAGUUAAACUUUAUAGUUAAUAAGUUUCGAAAUAUUUAGUUUUUUAAUUCGUCGCGCCCGCUACGACCACGAUUUCGUAACGGAGAUCUAUACUUUUGUAAAAAAAAAAUGUACAAAUUAUAAUUUACAACAAAUGGCGGGCGCGGUGGAGAUCGUGUAGUUACGUGUUUUUUUUUUUCUUUUGUUAAUGCUCAUUUUAUUAUGUUUUAAGAGUCUAGUCAUCAAGUUAUAUGAGUAUCAAUUGAAAUAGAACCUGUUCUUCGAUGUGUUGUUCAUAUUUAUCAGAUUUUAUUCAGCUUGGUUACGGUUAUUAUAUACAUGUUUACUUUUAAAUAUUUAUACGACGAGCGUACGCGGUUCUAAAAAUAAUAUACGAAGAUAUAACUAUGUCGUCCAGCACGAAGUUCAUGCAAGAGGGUCAAUCUCAGAGACCAGCUAUCUACGCGGGAGAUGAAAUGUCACUUUCCUGAAAAAAAACUCUUGGCUCGAAUUGAGUGAACCCAGAAUAUCUAGAUUUGUAGUCGUACGAGCUAACUACUAGAUCAAUGGGACAGUAUAAUAAAAUAAUGAGUAAUUCGAUAUGGUCAAGUAGAUGUGACAUGUGUUUUGCAUUAGCUUUUUAGAAAUAAUUCUACUCGAGAUCGUUAGAAUCGGAAUAAGUUUCGAAACCAUUGUGACCGGAGAAUAGAGCGUCGCCUAGCAGUAUGUAAAGUGACGUUACGGAUAAUGUAUUGAAAAUUAAUUUCAAAGCUUCAUUAUGCUAAUAUUUUAAUCAGUACAAGGUAAUGGAGAAACGAAUUAUUUAAAGUAGUUGUAUACGAAACAAAUAACUCCCGAAUAUACUUAAGAAAACUUCCGUGCUAAAUAUUUAAAAGUAAACGUAAUAAAAAAAAUCUAUGAGACGUUUUGUUUAGAAUAUGUUAUCUUCGUAUUUUAUUCAAUAUAUUAUAUCGGUUCUUAUAUUCUGAAACAGAUACAUAAAUGUAUAUAAUAUAUGUUAUAAUAUAACCUCGUUGCGCACACUAUGAAACUAAACAUGUACACUGAUAUAAAUGUAACGGUGUAUAGUUGUAUCGUAUGACUAAAUUUUAUUUUUCUGAUGAUGUUUUACUCUGUAAACGAGUAUUAUUGUUACUGAUUCGCCUACGAUGUUGGUAUAUUUUAAAUAUUAUCUUUUAUUCCACCUAGAGUUUACUGUAUGACAGAUGUAGAUUGUAUAAAUGUACGAUAUAUGUGAUAAAAGUUAAUAAGCACAAGAUAAAUCUUAAUGAAGCCUAA